CUGGUGGGGGAGGCCAGUCUCUGCAGCGGGUUCCCUCGGCUGAAGCACGAAGGGGUCUGGAAACUGGCCAUGAUCCAGAACUACGAGUGGAGCCUGAAGGCGUCGGACUUCGUCUGCCGCCUGCUGGGCUGUGGCUCCUCGGGCUCGGCCAUUGUCUCACAACACCGAGUCAGAGCGCCCGCCUGGUGGAUUAGCUCGGCCUGCUUCCACAACAAACCGGCGUUCAGGGACUGCGUGACCCACAUGGACGCUCUGAGCGCCUCCACCGUGAAAAUCAGAUGCUCAGACUCGGUCAGGCUGGUGAACGGGGCCGACCGGUGCUCAGGCCGGCUGGAGGUGAGGUCAGAGCAGUCCUGGUCCUCUGUGUGUGCGAAGGACUUCGACCAGCGGGACGCAGAGGUGGUCUGCAGGGAGGUCGGCUGUGCUCCUCCUCUGGCCCUGGAGGGGGCGCCUUAUGGGGAGGUGGGGGCCCCCAUGGGGGCCACAGAGUCCCACUGUGAGGGGCAAGAGUCCGGCCUCCGGGAUUGUAGGAGGUCAGCCCUGGAGAGGAGCAUCUGCCCGGCGGGAGAGGCUGCAGCACUCACCUGCUCAGAUGGUCUCCGGCUGGGGGGCGGGACCAGCCGCUGCCAGGGCGUGUUGGAGAUGGAGAACCGGGGACAGUGGCGGCCGGUGGCCGACCUGGACUUUGUGUGGGACCAGAGCUGGACCGCCACCGUGUGCGGGAGGCUGGGCUGCGGCGUUGCCGUGGUAACGGUCGUGACGGACGACGCCGACGUGAGGCCGGUGUGGUGGGUGAAGGGGGGGUGCGUGCGGCCGGACGCCGGCCUGAGGGAGUGCCUGACCCCAUUUUUUCCACUUUCUGCUGCAGAUCUGCUGACUCCGCCCACCAUCACCCUCCUGGACGGGGUCUCCGGGGCCAGUGAGCAGGGGCCCCCGGGGGCCCAGGUGCUUUUGGGCUCUGCGUUCAGUAUCCGGUGCUCCGCCCCCCCCCAGUACCCCGGCGGGCUCUUCCUGCUCUCCCGGGAGGGGGUUCAGGGCUACAGCCGAUUGGCCGAAAACCACUCGGCCAUCUUCCCCUUCCCCCCCGCCGACCGCUCCCACCAGGGCAGCUACACCUGUAUUCUCCACCUACACUUGUCCGAACACAACUUCUCAGCCACCAGCAAGCCGCUAAGUGUCUCCGUCGGAGGUGAGCCGGUUCUAGAUGAGCUGUAG
This is a messenger RNA of Menidia menidia (Atlantic silverside), 1215 nucleotides long. Lineage: Eukaryota; Metazoa; Chordata; Actinopteri; Atheriniformes; Atherinopsidae. The record is from the annotation of a GenBank genome assembly.